UUUUUUUUUUUUUUUAAGAUCCACGGAGAGGAACUUGAAAGGGGGGUUUUGUGUAAUGUACCUUUUCCAACCCUGGGCUGUAUAUGGAGAUACUGAAGUCUGCCGAGCAGCAAGACCACUACCUGGAGUUUAUUUCGAAACAGGACCUCGCCAAAGCAGGCGAUCGGAAAAGCUGGGUUUUUAAAAGCAAGCGGAGGAGAAAUUCGGCCGCCCGGCGCUGGGUUUUCUUUCAGGGCGGAGGGGAAAGCCAAGUCGACCUACGGAGGGCCGGGAAAGAACAUUUUUGGGAGACCCCAAGAAGAGGAAGAAACAGGGGUGGAAGGAAAGAGAGGAACACCGUUUACGCGCACCCUGGUUUGGAUCUAAAACACACACAGAGAGAAAAUUCUCUCUCCCCCCCUUUAUUUUUUUUGGGAAGCGAGUUGAGAAAAGGAUCGAAGCUCACACAAAUCCGUCUGAAGAAUGGCAAAGAAGAGGAUUACAUAGAAAUCCAGUUAGGGGGGAUUCCUUAAGGGAAAAAGAAGGCAAAAGAAGAAAGAAGAAAAACCAUCGGCCCGCUGCCACCGGGGCUCUUGGCUAGAAGGAAGGAGAAUGAUAGAGCCCAGGACCGAGCCGGGGCGCUUCUGCUUCCAAAGCCUUUGAGUCUGGGGCGGGCGGAGGGCGGCGGCGGCGGCGGCGAUCGGCGAGCGGAUGAUGGAUGGAAGAGACCUCGGGCACCCCCGCUCCGUCCACGUCCCCCCGCCGCUGCUCUCCAUGGACAGCCACCACCACCACCACCGGGCCGCCGCCGCGGCCGCCGGAGCCGCCGCGGCCCGCCUCGCGCCCUUGGCGGCCGGGCUGCCGCCGGCGCCUCUCCCCGCUGGGAAAUACCUCGCGUCCGGCAUCAACCUCCAUUCCCACGCGGCUUUCUCCCACCUGCCGAACGGUCUGUACCCAUCCUACAUUCCCUUGAGCCACCUGGAGCCCCAUAACAGUGGGAGUCCUCUGCUCUCUCAGCUGGGUCAGCACAGUCUCUACGAGUCUCCGAAAGAUGGGUUUUACCUUGCCGGCCAUGCAGGACAGUCUGCCUUGCACCCUCAAGGCCCCCCCUCGAGGCUGGGGGCCAACCAUGCAUCCAGCGCCCUGCUCCGCGAGAAGGACCUCGGGCACCUGCACAGGGGCUCAAAGGACGGCGUGAAAGACCCCGGCGCCAAGGACCGGGCGUGCCGGAGCGACCUCUCCUUGCCCAUGGCCAAGAGGGAGGGCAAGUUGCGAGAGGAACCCCGGCCCCACAGCGUGGUGGACCUCACCCAGGACACUAAGCCCGACAGCGACAGGAAAGUGAGCGGCCCUGAGAAGGCCAUCAAGGUCGCGGAGCGGCUGUCCCCGUUCCUUGCCGAACACAUGCCAAAUCGGGGGAUCCUUAGCGGAGAACCAAAGUCGAAGAACCCGCUGCAGACCUCUUCGCUCAGCAACUGCAACGGCGGAGGGGACCUCUUGGGGAAAGCGCUGGGAUCCGAGCAGGAUCGCUGCGCGAAGGACCCCACCAGACAUGACGAGAACAUGCGGCCUUCGGCACACGCACACCCCGACAGGCUGAAAAGGGGCGACUCCGUGAUGGGCUCGGUGGCCACUUUGCACGUGGCCUGCAGUUGCCCCUCCCCGGCCCAACCCGGGAAGCUCCCCCCUUCCUCGGCAUUCCCUCCCCAACCUGUCCAUUCCAACAUGUACACCAUCUUCCCGUUGACCAAGGAGCCCGGGAGGGAGCACAAAGUGAUCGCUCCCACGUUUGUGCCUUCCGUCGAAGCUUACGACGAGAGGACUGGCCCUAUCCAGAUCGCCUCCCAGGCCCGGGACAACGGGAAAGCGAAAGAGAAGGAUGCCCCCGUGGCUGCCAGGGUGGGCGUCUUGCAGGCUUUGCCGGAGAGGUGCCUGGGUGAGGGCCCUCGCAACCUCUUGCCCCAAGAUUUCCCCGUCCACGGAGACGCCAAAAGGAUGGAAGUCCUAAGGGAGAAGGGCUCCGUCAUCAGGGCCAACUCCAUGGCGUUGAAGAAACAGGCGGCCUCGGAAGCCUUCCUGAGCCGGCCGAGGCUGAGCUCCCCGGAAAGCAGGGAGUUCCUCGCCUCGAAAGACUUGCUCAAGCCGGGUCUGGAGGCAGAACAUCGUUCCUGCGAGCGGGACCGGUUUCAAAGAUCUGGCUGCAAAGAGGCAGCGAAGAUAUAUGGCACUUUGGACUCCUCUUCCUCCUCCUCCUCCACCUCCUCCUCUUCCUCCUCUUCCUCCUCCUCCCGGCAACAUCUCGAUCACGGCCAACAACUAAAGCUUCCCGAACAGAAAUGGAAGCCUUUCGACAUGGGCAACUUUGCCACCACCCAGAUGGCCGUCCUGGCCGCCCAGCACAACCACGCCAACCGGGUGGAGGAAGAAGCCAAGAAAGCGUACCUUGACCCCAGCACCCUGCAGCGUUCCUCGGCGGCAGGCCCCCGGAAUGCCGCCGACAGCCUCCACCCUACCUCUCAUGGCGAGGGUUCGGCCAUGCAGAGCCUCAUCAAGUACAGCGGCAACUUCGCCAAGGAGACGUCGGCUCGCCAGGGCAGCGGCAAGAAGAGCCCCUUCGGCGGUCUCGGCAACAUGAAGCUGGAUCCCAGCCAGCAGGCCUCGUCCAAGAUCCAGCAGCUGCUGCCCCACCAAGCCAGCAAGCAGCUGAAGAAGGAGCCCGAGCGGCCUGAGAGCGCCAAGUCCUUUGGGCGCGAGAGCAUCGGGUCUCAGGGAGAAGGGGAGGUUCGGCAUCUUCCCGUGGGCAUCGCCGUGGCCGUGGCCCGGCAGAAGGACAACAGCGGCGGCAACAAGAUGGGGCCCGGCUUGGUGGACCGCGACCGAUCUCUCUCUCUGAGCAAUGUCAAAGGACAUGGACGCUCCGAUGACGACUGCGGCGAUGACCGGCCACGGCAUCGAGAUAGCCACCUCCUGGCGAGCCGUCUGGAACGAGACCAGGAGAAACUCUUGAGAGAAAGCAAAGAACUGGCAGACUUUGCUCGGAUACACCCCACUGGCUGCACUACAAAUGGCUUGAACGCCAACCUCAUGGUGACCGGGGGGCCACCCCUGACUGGCUCAGGCCGGUGGUCGACCGACCCAGCGUCACACCUGGCAACUCACCCGUGGUUACCCAGGACCGGCAGCUCUUCAAUGUGGCUAGCGGGUCAUCCCUACGGGCUCAGCCACCCUUCCCUGCACCAAGGCAUGGCUCCUGGUUUCCCCCCUAGCAUGGGGGGAGCGCUCCCUUCCGCAUACCAGUUUGCCAGGGAUCCUCAGUCGGGUCAACUUGUCGUGAUCCCCAGUGAGCACCUGCCACACUUUGCAGAGCUGAUGGAUCGUGCCCCUCCUCUCUGGCCUGCUAUGUAUCCCCCCACAAGGAACUCCCUCCAGCACGCGCACCAGCUCCAGCUCUUAUCUCACCAGCAGCUGAUCCGCCAGCACGAGUUGUACAUCUUGCAGCAGCAGGCCGCCCAUGCCAUGGAGUUGCACAGGAGUGCGCAGUUGGUGGAGAGGCUAAAAGCUAGCGAGCAGCGGGUGGAGAUGGAGGAAAAGAUGGCCAAAAGGUGCCUGGACAAUGCCAAGACGGGCCUCUCCCCUUCCAGUUCUGGCCUCUUGCACCGGAAGCCUCCCGUCCUCUCCCCCAGCACUUCUGCAUCGUACAGCAAGGCAGUGAGUCCGCCUCCCCUGUCUCCCAGGGCCACGCCCGUGUCUGUGCUCAAAGCUGAAGUCAUCCAAAAGAUGGAAGAGCCGCCAUCGCAGCCGGCCUACUCCUACCCCGCCACUCCCGUCUCCCACCCUUCCAGUCCUCCCCCUGCUUCUCCUCCCCCGGCCCCGGCCAUUCCUCCGAAAGAAGAAGAAGAACCUGAGAGGGUGGAGAAGAAAGAGCUGGAGCUGGAAAAGGAGGCCUCCAGCCCAUACCAGGCGCUGUUCCCAGAAAUCCCAUCAGGAUAUCCAUUCCAGUCCCUACCGGCCUCUUUCAGAAGACACUACCCAUACCUCCUUCAGCCCACUGCUGCGUCAGACGCGGAUGGCUUGGCACCUGACAUCCCUCUACCCACCGGAGAUCCGGAGUGUCUGGCCCUUUCCCCAGAAGUCAAGCCUCUCCACCUCUCCCCGUCCAAAAUCGUCAAACCCCUCCAGGCUGCGGAGGAAGAGGAGCGUUUGGAAGAACGGGUGAAAAUGGAAGUUGAGAUGGACGAAAACCAAGAAAGCGGCAUCUGUGAGCAGGAGAUGGAGGCCCUGAAUGUGGCGACCGCCAUCGCUGUCCCAGUCCAGGAUGUAAACGGAUGCAGCCUUCUGUUGCACCAUGGAGCAGAAACCCUGAGUAGUUCAGAGCAUGAAGAAGAAGCUCUUCAGGACUGCUCACCUGCGUAUCAAGUCAUGGCCUGCUCUGUGGAAAUGGAGACCCAGGUGGAAGCGGCCAACGGCACUGAAGCCUGCCCUGUCCACGUUGACUAUGAUGGGUCCUUGUUACGCAGGGAUGCCGACCAGCCUGGGAUGGGCCUUAUGCCUCAGCCAGAGGAAUCUUCUCUUGCCACAGAACUCCCUCACAUCAGCUCUCCCCAGGGAAGGGAGUUUCCUGACAUGCUCCAGGAAGAGGAGGAGGAGGAGGAGGAGGAGGAAGAGGAGGAGGAGCCAACAUUGGAGAUGCCCUGCUAUGGGAACGAGGCUGUCUCCUGCCAAGUCCCACCCCUGGACAUCAAAGCGGAAGACCCCCUGGCCGGCAUGAAUGUCUUGGCCGCAGCGGCCGAGUUGCCCCAGGCGUGUCCCUUGCUGACGAGUGAUGGAAUCACCCAAGAGGCGGUGGUGAACCUGGAGGUGUCUUCCAGCCUAUCGCCGGAGCAUACAUUUUUGCAGGGGAUCACGCUGCUGAGCGAAAUAGCUGAGCUGGAACUGGAGAAGAGGAGGCAGGAAACUCAAGCAGGUCUGGAGAAUUUCCCUGUUCGCCCAACCCUGGAGAGUCUGUUAGCUGCCAGCACUCAUAUGUUGAUGGAAGUCCUCUCAUCACCCUUUAUGGACAGUCUCAAAAACAUCCGUCUGCCUCGAGAACUGAAUCCCAACAAAAAGUAUAGCUGGAUGCAGAAGAAGGAUGAACCAAUGUACUCCAUAAAGUCAGCCAUUGAGAACAUGGAUGCGAUGGAGCUGGAUUACAGGAUGAGGCUGGCCGAGCUUCAGCGGAGGUACAAGGAAAAGCAGAGGGAGCUGGUGAAGCUGCAGCGACGGAGAGGCUCUGAGGAAAAGCAUGACGAGAAAAGUAGAAGCUUGGCGAGACGAGGCCCAGGAAGGCCCAGGAAGAGGAAGCACGGAUCGAGUGCUCUGUCGCCCCCUAAGGAGAGAGGGAAGAGUGACGGCAGGAGUGGAAAGAUGAGCAAGUCCUUACUGCUCUCUGAAGACUCGGAGACCAGCGAAGGGACACGGAAGAGACACAGGGGCAUCCUCCUUGAUGAGGAAGAAGACGUGGAGAUCAGGGGCGGGAAGGCGAAAGGCAGAAAUCGCAGUUGGGAGGAGCAAGACAUGUUGUCGAAUUUCUCCAGCGAGUUAAAGAUCAAGAAGAAGAAGCUGGCGUCUGAACAGGAACAGCUGGUGAGCAAGCUGGACAAAGCCCUCUCUCUCACCAGGCACAGCAAGUUGAAAUCGCCUUUUAAAUUUGCAGACAGCUCUGUGGGGAGGCAGAAAAAUGGCGGAUGUUAUGGCAACAGAUAUCUGUCGCACCGUGAGGCCUUGCUCGACAAGGACGAAAAGAAGAGCUUGGCCAAAACUCUGAGCUUCUCGCUGAAAGCUUCCAAAGAAGGUAAAAACAAAAUGGCCGCCAAAAUGAAGAAGAUGGAGGAGGGGCUAAGAGUCAAGGGUCACCUGAAGGUUUCCAGUUCACCAGCAAUAUCUGAAGUUAGCAGCUAUUCCUAUAAUACAGACUCUGAGGAAGAUGAUGAAUCCUUGAAGGACGAGUGGUCUUCUCAUUCUCCGGCCAGCUCCAGAAUGAGACCUUCCGGCCUCUACAGUGUAGUGGCCUCAAAGAGCAGCAAGAUCACGGGAGGUUUCACGGCUGCCAAGAAGGGCAUCUCUGCCACUAGAACUCUCAAAUCUAAACUGACUGCAAGCAGGAAGCCGCCGUUCUGUUUGCUGCCCAGAGAGGCCGAAGUUGGAUCUUCGUUCAGUGAUUCUUCGGAGGACUCGUUCGAUCAAGACUCUAGCUCGGAAGAGGAGGAGGAGGAGGAGGAAGAAGAAGAAGAAGAGGAAGCGGAAAGCUAUGGAAUGGGUGUCAACGAGAGGCUGUCGUCGUCUCCUGCUUUGGACGAGAGCGGCUUGGGUCUCCUCGCGAGGUUUGCAGCCAGCGCUAUGCCCAGCCCCAUCAUCCCGCCGUCCCUUUCCAUCGUCCAGCUGGAGGCCAAACAGAAAGCAAAGAAGAAGGAAGAGAGGCAGAGUUUGAUGGGGACGGAGUUUGAAUACACGGACUCCGAGAGCGAGGUGAAGAUCAGGAAGAAGUCUCCCUCCGGGCUGCUGCGUGGAAAGAAGGGGCUGCUUGAACAAAGCAGCACUGCAGCUGUGCAGUUGGCAAGCAGUGGAGCCAUGGAUACCGCCUCCGGGGGGAGCCUGGACAAGGCCAAGAUGGCACCCGAGAAGAGCCGCAAGCUGAAGAAGCUGAAGUCGCCGAAGGACCUGAGCUUCGAGUUUGGGCUGGAGGUGAGCGACGAUGACCUCUGGACCCGGCGGAGGAGCGAGCGGAUUUUCCUCCAUGACGCCACCACGUCGUCCGCCGUGCUGUCCCACCCAACUCCAUCCAGCUCCACCCCCGUUUCCAAAACUGGCCGCUGCGUGAAGGGGACGCCCCUCAGUCCCAAGAAAGACGGGGCCAAGGCGAAGGAGAGGAAAGAACUCAGCAAGAAGAAGAAGAACAAAGAAAGCACAUUCUGCUCUUCCUCUUCCUCCUCCUCUUCCUCCUCUUCCUCGUCCUCCUCUUCCCUCUCUCCACCGGGCAUCGCCAGCGCCCCACCUGACAUCCGAGCCAGCUUGGCAAACACUCUGGGUCCCAGCAAGAAGAGCAAAAGCAAGGCCAAAGCCAAAGAAGUGAAAAAAGAGAACCGAGGGAAGGGAGGGGCUGUCAGCAAGCUGAUGGAGAGCAUGGCUGCCGAGGAGGAUUUCGAGCCCAACCAGGACAGCAGCUUCUCCGAAGACGAGAACCUGCCUCUGAGCAUGCUUCUGGAACGGCCCCUUACGCCAGCUCCCCGCUCUUGCAUCAUCGACAAAGACGAGCUGAAAGACGGCCUAAGGGUCCUGAUCCCCAUGGACGAUAAACUGCUGUACGCUGGGCACGUGAAGACUGUUCAUUCUCCUGACAUAUACCGAGUUGUGGUGGAAGGGGAGCGAGGAAAUCGGCCCCACAUUUAUUGCUUGGAACAGCUGCUGCAGGAGGCGAUAAUUGACGUGAAACCCCCUUCGGUGCGCUUCCUCCCUGAAGGCACGAGGAUCGCCGCCUACUGGAGUCAACAGUACCGCUGCCUCUAUCCAGGGACGGUCGUCCAAGGGGCUCAGGAUCAGGAGGAAGACGGGGAUUUGAUCACUGUGGAGUUUGAUGAUGGCGACACCGGAAGAAUCCCGUUAUCUCAUAUCCGACUUCUUCCACCUGAUUACAAGAUCCAGUGUGCCGAGCCCUCUCCUGCCCUCCUGGUCUCGACUACAAAGCGCCGCAGCCGCAAAUCCAGUAAGGAUACCGGAGAAGGGAAAGAGGGAAGCGGGACGGGAUCGGAGGAGCCGGCGGCGAAAGGCAAAGGGCGCGGGAGGAAACCGAGCAACAAACAGAAAGCUGAAGAAACCAUCCUAACUGAGCAGACGAGCCAGGGGGAAACGCCAGGAAACUCUUCCCUUGUUCCAGACAAGUCAGUUUGCAAGCAAGCUGUGAAAGGUUCAAAGAAAGCGCAGCCACAGAUCCCGGCCAGGAACCUCCCAGCUCCAGCGGAAGAAAAACAUAACAGUAAAGGUGGCAAAAUGAAGAUCUCUGCCAAGCUGCAUGGCCCGGCCCAGUCUGCCUUCCAGCCUCCGGUCUACAGUAGCAGCCGUGGGAGUGAGCCGUAUGCCGAGAUGCCGGGCCUUCUGGCGGCCUUCGGGCCUUCUGACAGCUCCUCCUCUGGGAAAGUUAAAUCUAAGAAAGCGAAAUCCACCGAGGAGUCCCAAGAAUUUGGGUCGACGGGCAAAGCUCAGAGGAAGAUCCCAGACAGUGAGAUCCUGGUCAAACUCGACCACGAGGGAGUCACGUCCCCCAAAACCAAGAAGACGAAAGAGGCGAUGAGGAUGCUGGGGGAUUCCAACCUGGCCGGCCGGCGGGAGGCCAAGGACAUCUUGGGACUGAGCUACAAUUCCAUCGCGAGCACCGACACCAAGCAGAAAACGUCCAGGAGCAAGUCGGCCAGCGGAGAACCUUUGGCUCCUAACUUUGGGGGCAAGUUUGGGGGCUCUGGAGAGAACCCGCCUCCCUCAAAGGAUCAAGGGGAUGAAGGCCAACCGGCCCCGGCAGGAGACGAGUCCGAAAGCAACAGCAGCGGCAGCAGUUCAGAGUCUGAAGGUGAGGAGGAGGCAGAGAAGAACGGCGAUGGAGCCCAAGACAGCAGCUCGGCCAGUUCGAGGGCCUCCACGCCCAUGUCUUCAUCAAACUCCUCCUCCUCUUCUUCCUCCAGCAGCAGCAGCUCCUCCUCCUCGUCCUCUUCCUCCUCCUCCUCUUCUUCCACCUCCUCCUCCUCCAGCUCCAGUUCUUCCUCCUCCUCCUCCUCUUCUUCCACCACAGACGAAGACUCCUCUUGCAGUUCGGACGACGAGGCGGCCGAAUCCCAGCAGGGCGCCUCUUCUGGCCAGCAGGCCCUCCCGCCAAAACCGGCCAAGCAGCCGGGGAAAUCCCGCUCGGCUUCACACCCACAAGGGCCAAAGCAGCAGCAGCAGCAGCAGCAAGUGGCACAGAAGCAGCAGCAGCAGCAGAGUGGGAGCAAAAACCGGCCCAAGAAGCGCGAGGGGAUCCACCUGCCCACCACCAAGGAGUUGGCGAAACGCCAGAGGCUGCCUUCCGUGGAGAACCGGCCCAAGAUCGCCGCCUUCCUGCCUGCACGGCAGCUUUGGAAGUGGUUUGGGAAACCUACUCAGAGGCGCGGGAUGAAGGGGAAAGCCCGGAAGCUCUUCUACAAGGCCAUUGUCCGUGGGAAGGAGAUCAUUCGCAUCGGAGACUGUGCCGUCUUCUUGUCAGCUGGACGGCCCAACCUGCCCUACAUUGGGCGGAUCCAGAGCAUGUGGGAAUCCUGGGGGAACAACAUGGUGGUCAGAGUGAAAUGGUUUUACCACCCAGAAGAGACCAAUCCUGGCAAGAAGCUCAACGAAGGCAAGCGCUGGGAUCAGAAAUCCAGCAGAAGCCUCUCCGCUGCUCUUCAGGCUUCCAGCCAGAGGAAAGACUUCAUGGAGCGUGCACUGUACCAGUCUUCCCACGUGGACGAAAAUGACGUCCAGACAAUCUCGCACAAAUGUCUGGUGGUGGACCUGGAACAAUAUGAGCAGAUGCUAAAAACCAAGAAGUACCAGGACAGCGAAGACCUUUACUACCUAGCGGGGACGUACGAGCCCACCACGGGCAUGAUAUUCAAUACAGAUGGUGUACCUGUCAUCUGUUAGCUGCUUCUGGAAAAGGGGAACCUGGGAGGCAUCCCCACUCCCAAAGCAUUGAGAUCAAUAUACGCCCCACCUCUCCAUGGAGGGAGAGGAAGAAGAAGAAGAAGAAUGGGACGAAAUGAAAGUAUGUGCCUGUUUUAACGACAGCGUGAUUGUUUAAUGUUCCGUCACACCGUUCCGAAAAACAGAGAGAGAUUUUUUUCCCAGAAGUUUCCCGAAAACAACUCAGAGAUGGAUCCAACUCCUUCGCUUUUGCACAAGAAAGGAAAUUGGUUUUCAAAAAACACAACAAAUGCGUUACAGAUCCCGGGCGGUGAACAUGUUUCCUGUCCUUUGCGAACUGGUUCUGCUUUGGGGCACAGCGUCAAAGUACGGCCUCAUUCUCCUUUUGGUUCAAACUUUCAUAGGAUAUUUCAGGAUGCUAAUGUUCUCUGGACUCGGUGUUCUCUAGCCUUCCGGGUACCUGGCCAUCCUUCCUCACCAAUUGCAGAUGAACUUGCGGAAGAAACCGAGGUUAGAGAGAGCCCUGGUUGAGCGCCAGCCAGAAAUGUGGUUGACUUCUCUUGUCUCGAAGGACUGCUCUCUGAUCUCUGGCAGACAGCUCUGGAAGGAGACAGCUCUGGAAGCUGCAGCUGAAAAUGGUGUCGCUCAAACAAAGAUCUGUUGACCAACAUCCCUCUCUGGGUACGGGAGGACUGAGCAGAUGGACGAGAGAGUUCAGAUGCUGGACUCCUCUUUUUGUCAACCCCCCUCCAAACAUUUGGGAUUUUGAGGCUCUUUUUAUUCUGAGCAGGCGCAGUUGAACAAAAUUAUUUCCUUCCUCACAUACUUUGAAUGUAAGAGACUCAGUCCUGCUUAGAACCCAAGGGUUCUUCUUCUAUCAGCGAUUUCCGAAAUACAGAACAUGAUUUUCGGAGAAGCUUGUUUGGGAGGUAUGCUGAUGGCCGUUUGCUGCUCCCACUGCAAGAACCCAUGGAACGCUUUUCAAAAAAACCCACUCUACCAUGUGUGGACCUAACAAACUACCUUCUGAAGGCUUCUGGAUGUUCACACAGAACAAAAUGCUAAAGCCUGUCUUCACCUCCCCACCGGUACCGCUCGUAAAAAUUAGGGAGAAGACGGCACUCGUGGAAACCUUGCAUUCUCCAUGCAGGAAUUGCUGGCUGUGGGAACAGGGAGCCUGUGUUAAAUGUGUUGACACAAGAUUAGUAUGGACAACUGUCACUGAUCCAGCAUUUUCCGCCUCCAAAAAUGUGUCCAAUCUAUUCAUCCAUCCAUCCCUGCCAUUUUUUCCUCCCUGUGGGCAGUUAGUUUGCGUCUUGCCAUUUCAAGGCAGGGUGAGAUGUCCAAAUGUGGACUAGGCUGACAAGAGAAUAGAUUUGAGUUGGGUGCAGAGGUGGCAUGAGGGUCACGGCUGAGGCAGGGAAGGUGAAGGACUAGACACAGUGUUUUUGCACUUAAGAACAAACUCACACUACAAAAACCAAGACAACACGAUUGUUUAUGCCCGGAACGGACUGUACUAUUCCAGCACUACAGGGGGCCUGGGGACGAUACUUUAUUUACUUAACAUGGACAGAUUUUUACUAUCUGCUGAGAUACUAAUGGAGUACUAAAGAUACUUGGAGAAAGGCAGACCUUUUGGGAACCUUCACACUCUACUUUUAAAGAACCACAGUGGUGCUGAUCUGUACUGCCCACCUCCUCCGACCCCGGAUUGCCGCUUUGGUGGAUAGAAUUUCUAACACACACACACACACACACACACACACACACACACACACACACACACACUAACAACAACAACUCUGUACAGUUUUAAUGUACCAAGAGACUCAUGUGGCCCUUUUCCCCCCUGUAUCAUAAGCCUCUUUAAAGAAAAAGAAAAAGCAAAGGAAAGGAAAGGAAAAAAAAGCAAAGUGAAUUCAACUUUUUAAUUAUAAAUAUAAAAUAUAAAUAUAUAAAUAUAUAUAAAUAUAUAAACUUUUUUAAAAAAAACUGUGAAAAAAUUAUGAAAUUAUAAAAGCAAACACAGUCUGACAUUUAGACUCUUAUUUUUUAUUUCCUGUUGGAUUGUGACUGUAAAAGAGAACACAGGGGAACAGGCGCAUUGCUUACAUACAAACUGUGUACUGUAUUUGCAGACGCAACUUACGUGAGCUUAAAGAGACACAGAGAGAGAGAGAGUGAGAGAGAAUUUAUGCGAAUGUUAAAUAGAAAGCACUUAACUGCCCAUUGCCUUCUAUGGAACACAAGGAUUUUUUGCAGACAAUCGAGAGGAAAGGAGCCAGGUUUUUGUCCCCUCUUCCCCGUGUUACGUUUUUUAUGUUUUCAAUUCCCCCCUUUUUUUGCAUUCUGUUUGUUGCUGAAUUCUGUGUGAUCCUUUUUCAUAAAAAA
Molecule: messenger RNA, 12057 nt
Organism: Elgaria multicarinata webbii
Lineage: Eukaryota; Metazoa; Chordata; Lepidosauria; Squamata; Anguidae
Gene: TNRC18
Product: trinucleotide repeat containing 18
Exons: 29
Coding region: 691-9663 (2990 amino acids)
Molecular function (GO): chromatin binding
Source: RefSeq, a predicted model, not a curated record